AGUCAGGGCGCUGCCUCCUGGUUAGGUUGUCAUAGUAAGCGUAUAUAGAGUUUAGCACGAAAGCGGUAACCAGUCACAUUUCUUGCUACACACAGAGCUGUGUGGAUUGCAGUUGGUCUGAGCCAAGUCAUUUUCACCCAGUUGCAGCUGCACGUCUUUGAGGCGUGACUCUAGAAGAGGCUACUAGGCGCUGUCUGCCUGGGCAAGCAGCAGUCGCUAGGUACCGGUACUAACAAUGCCCAAGCGCACAACUCUUACGUUUACUAGCGAGGACGGCCCUCGCGUCGACACAACUAAGCUUUUUAUCUACCAUUGUAAAUACUCUGGUCGCCACGCUUUCACGAUAGAUGUCGACCUUAGAAAGCUGCCGCGGCGUCGGACGGAUGGGGCAUACGUAAUCGACACCAACGAGCACACAAUAAAGCUCUACACCAGCGAUGGCGGCGUCAAAUACAUCCGAAGGCAAAACGGCACCGUGGAGAAGCAGUACCGCCUGAACCUGGGUCAGCUGCCCAUUGCCUACAAAAGCGAGCUGGACUCCCCGCUGCUAUACAUCAUGGACGGAACGGUCACCACCUACAGCAACCAAAACGCACGCCGCGCGGGCCGGCUGCUGGUCCCGCCCUGCAUCAGCCGCUCCGAGCGCAGCGGGCUGGUUGAGAUGCGGCUGGAGCUGGAGGACCGGUCGCACCGCUGCACGCUGUCGCGCGUGACGGCGGAUGUGGUGCGGGUGCACGUGACGGGGCUGAUGGGCAGUGAUGCGGUGCACGAGGAGCUGUUCGACCUGUUCGCAAAGGUCCUGAACGUGCGGCUGUCGCAGCUGGACCUGCGCCGCGCCAAGAGCUCCCGCAACCGCAUUAUGACCGUGGAGUCGCUCUCGCCGGAGCAGGUGUACGAGCGGUUACGAGAGGCGCUGAAGAAGCAGUCCAUGGAGCGGGCGGAGAAGCGGCAGCGACGACACAUGUGAGAGCGGCGGCAUCAGCGCAGCGGUUCCCCGCAUCCCUCUUCGGCUUGUGAGGCAGCUUGCGAGGGGUUCAGUGCCUUCUGCCCUGACACUAGUAGGGGUCACCUGCUAGCGGCACACCUUGCGGCGUGCUGUGCUGGGGUGGUAAUUGGUUCAUGGAGAGGUGGUUACAUACGGGGGGAUUGCGUGUUAUGCGAAGCGGCGGGAGCGUGGCAUGCCAGGCGGUUAGAAAGGCAACAUGUGUUGUAGGAAAUGGCGGGUUGGUGCUCUAAGAGGGUAUGAGGGAUUGUUUGUAGCAGUAGGUGUAUACAGGGGGUGUACAGGCGUGGAAUGGUGCGAUGCGACAAGGAGACUGAAUCUUCAACGGUUCCUAUCGGCAGCUGUAGACCCUUGACAGGUUCAGUGGUGAUGGGGGUUGUGCCAUGUAGCUGGUGGCACACAGAUGCUCAGCAUGAUACCACUCUCUGGCACCCAACUGCCCUUACAUCGCAUGCUGUUGUGUAUAUGCGUGCAUGCAGAUGUGUUAAAUUGCACUGCACUGUAUGCCUGCAGAGUAUCUUGUUGUAGCAUAUGAACAUGUCUUCUAUUCAACCUUCAUACCUGUCUGUGUCAGCCUUCCAUCCAACCGUACAAAUCCGGCGCCGCACAUCACUCGCAAGUGAAAGCCCUUCACAUCCAUGCAAAAUGAGCUUAGCUACGCACGACAUUUCUCCCACACAUUUAAAGCAUGUUGCGGCUUUCAACCAACAAACAAACCGCAGACAACGUAUAUGCUGUCUCAAGAGCAACGACAGUUCAAACGCCUUGUAGCUGUUGCAAUAAAGAUAUAUGGGUCAUGAUAGUACAAUACAUGGGAGAGAUGUAACACGAGCCGUACGUGCGGGGGGAUUUAACGGGUAGGUGCCAUCAUGCCACACGGGGGCUAAAUACCACAACACUUGGCUCGCGUUACCAUCCAUCUCGGCCCCUCUCUAACAACGAGAAUCGUUCCUUACAGAGCAAACCGCUGCCGCUACUCCUCACGUCCUCCAGGACGUGCCGCGGAAUGAAAGGAGAAACGAAAGCAAGCACACACGCGAAUGGUACACGCCUGCACACACCAACAACACAAGUACACAACACACGCUAAGCAGCUCUUACUACAGGCUUUUCCGUCUUUUUUUCUCUUCGGGGAUGCAGCCUUCUCCCUUAUCACCUUCUCCUCACCCUCCAACUUCCACUGCCCUCACCUCUUGUCUUUCUUCUUCCUCUCAACUCCUCAAAAUCCUCGCACGA
Molecule: messenger RNA, 2239 nt
Organism: Astrephomene gubernaculifera
Lineage: Eukaryota; Viridiplantae; Chlorophyta; Chlorophyceae; Chlamydomonadales; Astrephomenaceae
Source: the annotation of a GenBank genome assembly